UCCUUCCUCUGGAAGAGCCGGAAAGGCAGCAGAUGGUGGCCAUGAAGAUCUUCUCUCUGCUGCUGGUGUCCUUGCUCCUGACAGUGGUUCUAGGAGAGAAAGAAGAGGGUCACUCCAGAUUUCACACUAGGGUCAGAGGCUCCCGACCCCGAGGCCCCAGGUACUCUGAGGGGACUUUCAUCAGUGACUACAGUAUUGCCAUGGACAAGAUCCGCCAACAAGACUUUGUGAACUGGCUGCUGGCACAGAAGGGGAAGAAGAACAACUGGAAACAUAACAUCACCCAGAGGGAGGCCCAGACCCUGGAGCUGGCCCAUCAAUCUAACAGAAAGGAGGCGGCAAGGGAACAGCAGGGGCCCCUAUCCAAGGACCCUGGCGAUGAAGAUCUGCUAAAGGAUUUACUGAUUCAAGAGCUGCUGGCCUGGCUGGUGGACCAGAUGGAACUCUGCAGGCUCAGGUUUCAGUGACUCAGACCAAACCCAGCUCAGGACUGGACUCUGCCCUCCAGUUACUCAUGCCUCAGCCCCACUCCAGAAUACCCAAGAGAAACCAAACCAAUAAAGUUUUAAGCUGAAAUAUUUAUGCCAAUUGUCAAAACUU
Manis pentadactyla (Chinese pangolin) is the source of this 600-nucleotide messenger RNA. It is a transcript of the gene GIP, whose product is annotated as gastric inhibitory polypeptide. Lineage: Eukaryota; Metazoa; Chordata; Mammalia; Pholidota; Manidae. Gene Ontology annotation, cellular component: extracellular region. The record is from RefSeq and is a predicted model, not a curated record. The coding region runs from base 33 to 467 and encodes 144 amino acids. The transcript is spliced from 6 exons. Gene Ontology annotation, biological process: regulation of fatty acid biosynthetic process; response to glucose; response to starvation. Gene Ontology annotation, molecular function: glucagon receptor binding; hormone activity.